This is a messenger RNA of Platichthys flesus (European flounder), 3755 nucleotides long. It is a transcript of the gene galnt2, whose product is annotated as UDP-N-acetyl-alpha-D-galactosamine:polypeptide N-acetylgalactosaminyltransferase 2. Gene Ontology annotation, cellular component: Golgi apparatus. The record is from RefSeq and is a predicted model, not a curated record. The transcript is spliced from 16 exons. NCBI's taxonomy places the organism in Eukaryota, Metazoa, Chordata, Actinopteri, Pleuronectiformes, Pleuronectidae. The coding region runs from base 300 to 2006 and encodes 568 amino acids.
GCUCUCUCAACCCAGAAGAGCCAGCUCGGGCCCUCCUCCAGGGCUGCGUUAGCCGGUCUUUGAUUGGAUUAGAGUCGGCUCGCCUUUGCCCUCUAACCUCGCUGAUGGUGGUUGGCUGCUUCCUGCUGCCUCCGCUCCCCCUGACCGACUGAGAGAGCCUGCCGAAGCCGCACGGCGAAGCGCCCUGCACGGACACAGCCGACCGGGACGAGCCGCUUCCAGCCUGAGCAGAGCCGAGCCGGAGCGCAGCCACAGUGCACACACGGGCGGACGGGGGAGAAAAACGAAACAAGGCAGCCAUGCGGAGGAAAUCGAGGAUAUUGUUGUGUUUUGCGGUGCUGUGGGUGCUGGGGAUAGCCUACUACUUCUACUCGGGGACAGCGCUGGGGCGAAAGAAGGAAUCGGACUCCAGUGACUCAUCCAGUCGAAGCAAACUUUACAGCUCUGACGAUAAGACUCAUGGCCUGGAGACCCUGCCACCAGGGAAAGUGCGCUGGCAGGAUUAUGACCAGGACCUAUACGUUGGUGCCACGGUCGUCCGAUCGGGUCAGGAUCCAUACGCCAGGAACAAGUUCAACCAGGUGGAGAGCGACAAACUGCGCAUGGACAGAGCAGUUCCCGAUACAAGACACGACCACUGCAGACAUAAACAAUGGAAGUCAGACCUACCAGCCUCCAGCGUGGUCAUCACCUUCCACAAUGAGGCUCGCUCUGCUCUGCUGCGGACUGUGGUCAGUGUCUUGAAGAAAAGUCCUCCUCACUUGGUCAAAGAGAUCAUUCUGGUUGACGACUACAGCGAUAACCCGGAGGACGGAGCGUUACUGGGGAAGAUUGAGAAAGUACGCGUGUUGAGGAAUGACCGCAGAGAAGGACUGAUGCGUUCGAGGGUUCGUGGUGCAGACGCUGCCACAGCUCCAGUGCUCACCUUCUUAGAUUCUCACUGUGAAUGUAAUGACCACUGGCUGGAGCCUCUACUGGAGAGAGUGGCUGAGGAUAAGACGAGAGUAGUUUCUCCGAUUAUUGACGUCAUCAACAUGGACAACUUCCAGUAUGUAGGAGCCUCGGCCGAUCUGAAAGGAGGUUUUGACUGGAAUUUGGUGUUUAAAUGGGACUACAUGACUCUGGAGCAGAGACGAGCCAGACAAGGCAACCCCAUCGCGCCAAUAAAGACUCCAAUGAUAGCUGGAGGUCUAUUUGUCAUGGAUAAGGACAGAUUUGAUCUGCUCGGAAAGUACGACAUGAUGAUGGAUGUGUGGGGAGGAGAAAACCUGGAGAUCUCAUUUCGUGUGUGGCAGUGCGGUGGCAGUCUGGAGAUCAUCCCCUGCAGUCGAGUCGGCCACGUCUUCAGAAAGCAACAUCCGUACACUUUCCCAGGGGGCAGCGGGACAGUGUUUGCAAGGAACACAAGGAGAGCAGCAGAAGUAUGGAUGGACCAGUAUAAAAACUUCUACUACGCUGCUGUCCCAUCAGCGAGAAACGUCCCCUACGGAAACAUCCAGAGUCGUUUGGAGAUGAAGAAGAGAUUAGGCUGCCAGCCAUUUAAAUGGUACCUGGAUAAUGUCUACCCUGAACUGAGGGUCCCAGAUCACCAGGACAUAGCGUUUGGAGCCUUGCAGCAGGGAGGAAACUGUCUGGACACCCUGGGUCAUUUUGCUGACGGGGUGGUGGGCGUCUAUGAGUGCCACAACGCUGGUGGGAACCAGGUAGCGUUACAACGACAACACACACAGGAAUGGGCCCUGACCAAGGACAAAUCAGUUAAACACAUGGACUUGUGUCUCACUGUGGUGGACAGAACCGCCGGUUCCCUCAUCAAACUACAAGGCUGUCGAGAGAAUGACAGCAGACAGAAAUGGGAGCAGAUUGAGUCCAAUUCCAAGCUUCGUCAUGUGGGCAGUAACCUCUGUCUGGACAGCCGCAGUGCCAGGAUGGGUGGACUCACCUUGGAGGUCUGCAGCCCAAGCCUCAACCAGCAAUGGAAGUUCACCCUCAAUUUACAAUCAUAGGGGGUGCUGCAGUCCCCAGGCAGAGUUGGAUCUUGAAUAGAGACCCCAACAAACUCUGAGACACGGGUUAGAAGAUGGACUUGAAGGAGAAAGACUAGCUCAAUGGAUAAAAAUGGAUUUUUGCUCCUCAGAGGUACAGCCUGUCAUGCACCCCUCACCCCUAACUCUCCCCCACCAAAAAAAAAAAAAAAAACGAACAUGAGCCACACACCUGGGGGGAGGGGCUUGCAGACCAUUACCGGAGUAAACGGGAAUCUGUCUGUGCUUCAUGAUGAGGAUAAAAGCGAUGAAGAGGCUUCCCACCCAAACCACAUACCUCAGUGUUUUUCCAUUGAUGGUUCCAGAAGCAAAUGUUGAGUGAAUUCCUUUUUUUGAUUUUACAUUAUUCAAUUCUGGGGAAAUAGGAAUCUUUGACAUUUUUAUUUGUAAUUGUUUUAUUUCAUUAUUAUUAAUAUUUUUUAUGCCUUGGUCUUAAUUCUUGACGGGGAGCUUUUUUUCUUUUGGAAGAAUGGGAUGUUGGCUGUUGUUGUUGUUGCUCCUCUCCGGUGCUCUCUCAUUGGUUUUCCACACUGAACUCGAGCCCAGAGCGGCAGAUGGAGGCUUCAGGUUGUAGUUUUUUGAUGAAAGUUUGGAUGAAGGGAGGAAACGGACUCGAUUCUUUGAGCUUUUCUUCUUGUUUACUUUCAUUGAUUCACAGGAUCAACAGAAAAAAAAGAGACUAGGUGGAGAGAUUACGAUGUGUACUUUCUUGUCUCCUGUGCCGUUUCUUUCCUACAGGUUGUUCCUUGAGGCGGGGGGAGCGGUUCAGGGCAAAGCUUCUGUACUUUGGACUGGGCCUGACACUGGAACAACCGUUCCUGAAACCAGGAAGUGUCUUGAAGCUCACCUUGAAGAUUUUCUCUUUAUGUUCAGGCUGUAGCACUGGCUGUUGCUUCACUACUACACCAGUUAUGUCUCUAUUGAAAAAACACAGAAAAUAAGUCUCCCGUCGCUUUUUAUUUACUUUAAAAAGAAUGGAACCAAAUUUCAAAUGGAUGUUUUAUGUUUCAGGUGAAACAGAGGAGCGAUUAAAAUCAUUUUUCAUUAAAUACUCUCGCUGCUCUCUAACUGCUUCCUGUGGGGCAGUUCAGUUUAUAGAACUUUUUCCUGCACACAUAAUUGUCUUUGCAUGUGUCUAUAUUUCCAUUGUAGGAAGGUUACUGUCUAAAAUCCAGGUCCAAACUGGAUUUAAUGUUGCAGCUUCUUCUCUAGAGCUAACAAGGUGUUUGUUGCAAAGAGAUAAUGACACAGACACCUAAUAUUUUACAAAUUCACAUGGACACGAUUGAGGUGAGUGUUCAUCUACAUUCUACAUGACCCUGCAGGCACAGGCAUAGGAAAAUCACCAGUGUCCACGUGUGGCAAACUUCUCAGAGGACUCAUACUGUCGACCUGUAACAAGUUUUUUUUUUACUUUUAUUUAUUUAAAGGAGACUUAAGGAGAUCCCUUGCUUAUUCCAGCCUGUGAACAGAGGUCAUGCUCAAACAAAAGCACCUCCAAAGCCCCUGACUGAGCUCCAACUGUGUGAAGUGUGCAUGCACUCAUCUUCUUGAAGGCUCAGAAAGCUGCAUGCAUCACCAUCAAGUUCCCACAGCUGCACUCAGUCACUAGUGAUUUGCAUCAACAUAUUUUUUUUUCCCUUCACUGUAGCUGUUAGAUGAGCCAUCUGUUCAGAAGUCUAAUACUGCAAUAAACAAGGUUUCACUAUG